Coregonus sp. 'balchen' is the source of this 18153-nucleotide messenger RNA. The record is from the annotation of a GenBank genome assembly. Lineage: Eukaryota; Metazoa; Chordata; Actinopteri; Salmoniformes; Salmonidae.
AUGAAGGAGGAGCUGUGUGUAGCCAGGCCCGUUCGCUAUGGCGACUGGAGCCUCUGAGAAUCAGGUUAGUGGCUCUUCUGUCUGUUCCCCAUGACUCCAAUUCACUACUUAUAGGGAUUCUUCUGGAUUUGUGGCAAUAAAGCCCUUUAUCUACUUCCCCAGAGUCAUGCCUCUGCGUGCAGUUUGAAGGAAGUUGUUAAGUAGUGUCAAGCCAAUUGCUAACUACCUUUAGCACAAUGACUGGAAGUCAAUGGUAACUGCUAGCAUGCUAGUAGAUACCGUAGACUUCCAGUUAUUGCACUAACUCUAGUUAGCAUUUGGCUUUGGAAACGACCUCUAACUUCCUUCAUACUGGAUGCAGAGACAUAACGAUGGUAUCCACGAGUUCAUCUGAAGUAAAUAAAUGUCCCAAAGUAUCCCUUUAAUUUAUUAACCAUGCAUAGACGUGUUGAGCCUUCCUGCGCGUUUGAAAGGUACAGUAUGCAAAGUCUCAAUGCAAAGGCAAAAAAAUGAAAAAUGCUUAAGGCUGUUAACAGGUGUCAGUGUGCUUCAAAUUUCCUCCAAAUAAAGCACGAAUCCAUGCAGUAACAUGUUGAGGCUAAGUGUGUCUCACGUCCCCCCCCCCCCUCCGAUAGCUGGAGCGGCAGCCACAUGAAGUGGGGCCAGUCGUUCCGUGUACGCCACAUCACCACGGGCCGCUACCUCUGUCUGGACGAGGAGAAGGGCCUGAUGGUCCUCGACCCUGAGAGGGCCAAUACCAAACUGUCUGCUUUCAGCUUCCGCGUGUCAAAGGUCAGAUACCCUCAAUGUUACCCUGUUAUCAGUGUUCUGGUCGUGGCUCCAGUUGUUUUAGCGUUGUCUGUUACUGUAAACUCAGAACUAAUGGUCAUAACUAGGGAGUUUCCCUUGACCACGUGACCUGACCAGGCAAAACUCUGGGUCUUCAUUGGCCAGGUGACAGAUCAGAACUCAGGGACCUAGUCGUAGCCUAUAAUGCUCUCUCUCAUAUUUUCUUCUUCUUCUUCUUCUUCUUCUUCUUCUUCUCUUCCCAUACUGUUUCCCUUGAGCAGGAGAAGGUGGAACAGGCCCGUAAGCGAGACGUGGAGGGAAUGGGCAUCCCAGAGAUCAAGUAUGGAGAGUCCAUGUGUUUUGUCCAGCACGUCUCCACCAGCCUGUGGCUCACCUAUGCCUCCUUGGACGCUAAGGCUGCUCGCCUGGGGACCAUGAAGAGGAAGGUAGGGGCUGGGUUUAGCUUUAUUUAACAUAUAGAAAUAUAACCCUAACCCUGGGGAAAAGAAAGGUAGGGUUUAGGUGUAGGUUUAUUUAAAGGUAUAGUUUGAAAUUUUGUCAAGUAAGCCCUUUUUUCUACUAACCCAGAGUCAGGUGAAGUCAUGAAUACCAUUUUUAUGUCUCGUCGUGCCGUUUGAAGCAAGUUGCUAACUAGCGUUAGAGCAAAGACUAGAAGUCUACGGGAUUAGCUAGCAUUAGCGCAAUCAGCUAGCUGAUUCCAUAGACUUCCAGUCAUUAUGCUAGCUCUAGUUAGCAAUGUCUACAGAAACUACCUUCGACUUCCUUCAAAAUUCAUGCAGAGACAAAAAUGGUAUCUAUGAGUUCAUCUGACGCUGGGUAAAUGGCUUAAUUGACAAAAUCUUAAACUAUCCCUUUAACAUACAGAAAUAUCCCCUGGGGAAAAGGAAGGUUCAUUCAACAUGUACAUAUAUAGAAACAUAACCCUAACCCUGGGGCCCAUGAAGAGAAAGGUGCGGUCUGGUGCAGUUACCGUUGAAUGCUCCUGCAUAUGCAUACUUUAUUGCACUCAUUUGUUGCCUCUGUGAUAAUAAACCAGGCUUCCAGGCUUCCAGGCUUCCAGGCUUCCACACCAGCUGAUGUUGAAUGCUGGGCUAAACCUCCAUUUCCAGGCUUCCACACCAGCCAAUGUUGGAUGCUGGGCGUGUGUACAGUACUUGAUGGAGAACUGGUGCAUUGUCUUUCAGUGUUGGUUCUCAAUGCUGUCCCUUUCUCUUGUCCUCAGGCCAUUCUGCACCAGGAGGGCCACAUGGACGAUGCCCUGUCUGUGGCCCGGUCCCAGACGGAGGAGUCUCAGGCUGCUAGGAUGAUCUUCAGCACCACGGGGCUCUUCAGGCAGUUCAUCAAGUACGACCACCACACACACACACACACGCACGCACGCACGCACGCACACACACACGCAAGCACACACACACACUCACGCACGCACGCGCACACACACACACGCACGCACGCACGCACACACACACACACACGCAAGCACACGCAAGCACGCACACGCACACACGCACACACAUGCAAGCACACACACGCACGCACACACACACACGCACAAACGCACGCACACACGGACACACGCAAGCACACACACACACACACACACGCACGCACGCACGCACGCACGCGCACACACAAACGCACACACACACGCAAGCACACACACGCAAGCACACACGCACGCACACACACACACACACGCACAAACGCAUGCACACACACACACACACACACACGCACAAACGCACGCACAAACGCACGCACACACACACACACAAGCACACACACUGUUGUAUGCUCUUGUAUAGUUCUUUGGACGUUUCCACUGGAAGGUUUUUGUCAGGCCGACAAACAGUGUGCAUACAUUUCUAGUAUUUUCAUGAUAUUUUUGUACCCUGCAGGGAUAAUUGUUGGAUGUACUUUUGACCUUAUGUCUGUGUGUUGUUCUGUCCCAGGGGUCUGGACUCCCUGCAGGGGAAGAAUAAGUCUCCCGGCCCUGUGUCUCUACCCCUGGAUGGGGUAGUGCUCUCCCUGCAGGAUCUUAUCUUCUACUUCCGACCCCCCGAAGAAGAGCUGGAACACGAAGAGAAACAGACCAAGCUCCGCUCCCUCCGCAACCGACAGAACCUCUUCCAAGAGGAGGUCAGUAUCAAUAACCUUUUCAGAUUUAAAGUCGACAGAGUACCUUCAUCCUCUUAAAUGUCCUUGAGGUGUUUGGCUUCAACUCGACUGAAGCGCUGUCCAUUCACCUCCUGAAGAGUAGAUUCACCAUGGACUACGGUGUGUUUAUAUAUGUACUAUGGUGUGUUUAUAUAUGAAUGUGGUUGUGGAUCAAAAGUACUUGAAACCACUACACUCAGGACUGGUUGAUGUUAUGGAUCGUGAUCGCUGUGGGUAUAUGAACUAACCCUAUGACCACGUGGCUAUAUGAACUAACCCUAUGACCACGUGGCUAUAUGAACUAACCCUAUGACCACGUGGCUAUAUGAUCUAACCCUAUGACCACAUGGCUAUAUGAACUAAUCUUAUGACCACGUGGGUAUAUGUUCUAAGCCUAUGACCACGUGGGUAUAUGAACUAACCCUAUGACCACGUGGGUAUAUGAUCUAACCCUAUGACCACGUGGGUAUAGGAUCUAACCCUAUGUGUGUCGACCUCUCCAUCAGGGUAUGAUCACCAUCGUGCUAGAGUGUAUCGACCGUCUGAAUGUUUACAACACUGCUGCUCACUUCUCUGAGUUUGCUGGAGAGGAGGCCGCUGAGUCCUGGAAGGAGAUCGUCAACCUGCUUUAUGAGCUGCUGGGUAUGACUAAGAGUUUUCUUUCACAGAAAUGUGUCUUCUGCUUUAUCCCGCUGUUUAUCAGCUUAGAAUAGAUCAGAUUGGAACACGUUUGAGGAAAUUCAUUGUGGAGCAAAACAAUAUACAUACUAAAGCACAAAACAUUGAAUCACUCAUAUUUUAAGAAAGAUACCAAAAAAAUGCAUGAGGAGGUGGAGGCAUGCUGAAUACUGUUGAUGUUGAUGAUUCAACAUAUCUCUCCCUCCCUCUCAGCCUCUCUGAUCAGAGGAGGUGUAGGCAUUCUGAAUAAUGUUGAUGUUGAUGAUUCAACAUACACUAUAUGUCCGAAAGUAUGUGGACAACCCCUUCAAAUUAGUGGAUUCGGCUAUUGCAGCCACACCCGUUGCUGACAGGUGUAUAAAAUCGAGCACACAGCCAUGCAAUCUCCAUAGACAAACAUUGCCAGUAGACUGGUUUUACUGAAGAGCUUCAACGUGGCACCGUCAUAGGAUGGUACCUUUCCAACAAGUCAGUUUGUCAAAUUUCUACCCCGGCCAACUGUAAAUGCUGUUAUUGUGAAGUGUAAACAUCUAGGAGCAACAACGGCUCAGCUGCGUGGUGGUAGGCCACACAAACUCACAGAACGGGACGCCGAGUGCUGUAGCGCAUAGCGCGUAAAAAUCGUCUGUCUUCGGUUGCAACACUCACUACCAAGUUCCAAACUGCCAAACUGCCUCUGGAAGCAACAUCAGCACAAAAACUGUUAGUCGGGAGCUUCAUGAAAUGGGUUUCCAUGGCCGAGCAGCCGAGCAGCCGCACACAAGCCUAAGAUCACCAUGCGCAAUGCCAAGCGUCGGCUGGAGUGGUGUAAAGCUCGCCGCCAUUGGACUCUGGAGCAGUGGAAACUCUCUGGAGUGAUUAAUCACCCUUCAACAUCUGGCAGUCCGACGGACGAAUCUGGGUUUGGUGGAUGCCAGGAGAACGCUACCGUCCCGAAUUCAUAGUGCCAACUGUAAAGUUUGGUGGAGGAGGAAUAAUGGUCUGGGGCUGUUUUUCAUCGUUGGGGCUAGGCCCCUUAGUUCCAGUGAAGGGAAAUCUUAACUCUACAGCAUACAAUGACAUUCUAGACGAUUCUGUGCUUCCAACUUUGUGGCAACAGUUUGGGGAAGGCCCUUUCCUGUUUCAGCAUGACAAUGCCCCCGUACACAAAGCGAGGUCCAUACAGAAAUGGUUUGUCAAGAUUGGUGUGGAAGAACUUGACUGGCCCGCACAGAGCCCUGACCUCAACCCCAUCGAUCACCUUUGGGAUGAAUUGGAACGCCGACCGCGAGCCAGGCCUAAUCGCCCAACAUCAGUGCCCGACCUCACUAGUGCUCUUGUGGCUGAAUGGAAGCAAGUCCCUCCGCAGCAAUGUUCCAACAUCUAGCGGAAAGCCUUCCCAGAAGAGUGGAGGCUGUUAUAGCAGCAAAGGGGGGACCAACUCCAUAUUAAUGCCCAUGAUUUUGGAACGAGAUGUUGGACGAGCAGGUGUCCACAUACUUUUGGUCAUGCAGUGUAUAUCCAUCCAUCCAUAUCUAUCUACAUAUACAGAUGUCCACAUACUUUUGGUCACGUAGUGUAUCUCUCCCUCUCCUCCCUCCCAGCUUCUCUGAUCAGGGGGAACCGCUCUAACUGUGCGCUGUUCUGUGAUAACCUGGACUGGCUGGUCAGCAAACUGGACCGGCUGGAGGCCUCUUCAGGUACGUAAGAGUUCUGCUCAAUGCCACCCACCAUGGCUAGGUUGCAGGAGUUUUUUUCCUGGUUUAGGCUAUGUAGUUACUCAUUAGGGAAAAUCUCAGGGCGCUACCCAUUUCAUAUCUGAUUUGAACGUUUCUUUCAGCACAGGACUGCAUUCAUCAUCCAUUUUCUCUCCCUGUCUCCAGGUAUCUUGGAGGUGCUGCACUGUGUCCUGAUUGAGAGUCCAGAGGUUCUGAACAUCAUUCAAGAGAACCACAUCAAAUCCAUCAUCUCUCUGCUGGACAAACAUGGCAGAAACCACAAGGUCAGUGAUGUCUGCGGGGAUGUUUCGACGUUUGCACAUCUGUAGGGUCUGGAUAGGUGUAAGCAGUGUAGUGGUGGAACUUCCAUCAUAUAGCUGCCACCUUUAAAUAUCUGCAAACAUCUAAUGGUCAAGGUGCCAAGGGGAAAGGGGUAGGGAGUGAAUCGGGACCAGCUGAGUUACUUUCCAGUUUGAAACCCACACUUCCUUGACUUUCAUCACAUUUCCCUGGCUCUGUCUAUCUUUCCCGUAGGUGUUGGACGUCCUCCGGUCCCUUUGUGUGUGUAACGGUGUCGCUGUAAGGUCCAAUCAGAACCUCAUCACAGAGAAUCUAUUUCCAGGUCGCGACCUCCUGCUGCAGACUAACAUCGUCAACUACGUAACCAGGUAAUAUAUAAUAUAUACUGUAUAUACAGUGCCUUCAGAAAGCAUUCAUACCCCUUGACUUAUUCCACAUUUCGUUGUUCAAAAUUGAUCCAUCUACACACAAUACCCCACAAUGACAAGGUGAAAACAUGUUUUUAGUAGUUUUUUUUGCAGUUUUACUGGAAAUGAUUCACACCCCUGAGUCAAUAGAUGUUAGAAUCACCUUUGGCAGCGAUUACAGCUGUGAGUCUUUCUGGGUAAGUCUCUAAGACCUUUGCACACCUGGAUUGUACAAUAUUUGCACAUUAUUCUUCAAACUCUGUCAAGAUGGUUGUUGAUCAUUACUAGACAGACAUUUUCAGGUCUUGCCAUAGAUUUUCAAGCCGAUGUAAGUAAAAACUGUAACUCGGCCACUCAGGAAUAUUCAAUGCCAUCUUAGUAAGCAACUCCAGUGUAGAUUUGGCCUUGUGUUUUAGGUUAUUGUCCUGCUGAAAGGACAAUUUGUCUCCCAGUGUCUGUUGGAAAGCAGACUGAACCAGGUUUUCCUCUAGGAUUUUGCCUGUGCUUAGCUCUAUUCUAUUUAUUUUUAUUUGUUUUAACUCCUGUAGUCCGAUGACAAGCAUACCCAUAACAUGACGCAGCCAGCACCAUGCUUGACAGUAUGAAGAGUGGUACUCAGUGAUGUGUUGGAUUUGGCCCAAACAUAAAGGAAAUUCCUUUGCCCAUUUUUUGGCAGUUUUACUUUAGUGCCUUAUUGCAAACAGGAUGCAUGUUUUGGAAUAUGUUUAUUCUGUACAGGCUUCCUUCUUUUCACUCUGUCGUUUAGGUUAGUAUUGUGGAGUAACUACAAUGUUGUUGAUCCCUCCUUAGUUUUCUUCUAUCACAGCCAUUAAACUCUGAAACUGUUUUAAAGUCACCAUUGGCCUCAGGGUGAAAUCCCUGAGCAGUUUCCUUCCUCUCUGGCAACUGAGUUAGCAAAGAUGCCUGUAUAUUUGUAGUGACUGGGUGUAUUGAUACACCAUCCAAAGUGUAAUUAAUAACUUCACCAUGCUCAAAGGGAUAUUCCAUGUCUGUUUAAAUUUUUUUUUUUACCAAUCUACCAAUAGGUGCCCUUCUUUGCGAGCCAUUGGAAAACCUCCCUGGUCUUUGUGGUUUAAUCUGGGUUUGAAAUUCACUGCUCGACUGAGGGACCUCACAGAUAAUUGUAUGUGUGGGGUACAGAUAUGAGGUAGUCAUUCAAAAAUCAUGUUAAACACUAUUAUUGCACACAGAGUCCAUGCAACUUAUUAUGUGACUUGUUAACGUCUACGGGAUCGGUGUCCCGUAUACGGGACGUUCGAGCUAACGUGCGCUAAUCUGAUUAGCAUGACUGUUGUAAGUAACAGCAAACUUGCCAGUCUUAUAUAGGUAAAUGUUGUGAAAUUGUUAGAUAUGACUUGCUAGAAGCACAAGCAUUUCGCUACACCCGCUAUAACAUCUGCUAAACAUGUGUAUGUGACAAAUAAAAUUGGAUUUGAUUUGAUAUGGGCAGAAAGCUUAAAUUCUUGUUAAUCUAACUGCACUGUCCAAUUUACAGUAGCUAUUACAGUGAAAAAAUACCAUGCAAUUGUUUGAGGAGAGUGCACAACAACAAAAAACUUAUCACGGCAACUGGUUUGAUACAUUCACCUCUGAAGGUAAAUAAUGUACUUACAUUCAGUAAUCUUGCUCUGAUUUGUCAUCCUAAGGGUCCCAGAGAUAAAAUGUAGCAUAGUUUUGUUUGAUAAAAUCCAUUUUUAUAUUCAAAUGUAGGAACUGGUUUCUACAUUUUGAACCCCUGCUGUCUCUGGCUCCACACCCACCCCGCCCGGCCAUCUAGAUGUGUGAAAGUUAGUGUAUAAGCUAAUGAUCAAAUCAAAUCAAAUCAAAUUUUAUUGGCCACAUGCGCCGAAUACAACAGGUGCAGACAUUACAGUGAAAUGCUUACUUACAGCCCUUAACCAACAGUGCAUUUCUUUUUAACAAAAAAAGUAAAAAUAAAACAACAACAAAAAAAGUGUUGAGAAAAAAAGAGCAGAAGUAAAAUAAAAUAACAGUAGGGAGGCUAUAUAUACAGGGGGGUACCGGUGCAGAGUCAAUGUGCGGGGGCACCGGCUAGUUGAGGUAGUUGAAGUAAUAUGUACAUGUGGGUAGAGUUAAAGUGACUAUGCAUAAAUAAUUAACAGAGUAGCAGUAGCGUAAAAGGAUGGGGUGGGGGGGCAGUACAAAUAGUCCGGGUAGCCAUGAUUAGCUGUUCAGGAGUCGUAUGGCUUGGGGAUAGAAGCUGUUGAGAAGUCUUUUGGACCUAGACUUGGCACUCCGGUACCGCUUGCCGUGCGGUAGCAGAGAGAACAGUCUAUGACUAGGGUGGCUGGAGUCUUUGACAAUUUUGAGGGCCUUCCUCUGACACCGCCUGGUAUAGAGGUCCUGGAUGGCAGGAAGCUUGGCCCCAGUGAUGUACUGGGCCGUACGCACUACCCUCUGUAGUGCCUUGCGGUCGGAGGCCAAGUAGUUGCCAUACCAGGUGGUGAUGCAACCUGUCAGGAUGCUCUCGAUGGUGCAGCUGUAGAAUUCUUUGAGGAUCUGAGGACCCAUGCCAAAUCUUUUCAGUCUCCUGAGGGGGAAUAGGCUUUGUCGUGCCCUCUUCACGACUGUCUUGGUGUGUUUGGACCAUGAUAGUUCGUUGGUGAUGUGGACACCAAGGAACUUGAAGCUCUCAACCUGUUCCACUACAGCCCCGUCGAUGAGAAUGGGGGCGUGCUCAGUCCUCUUUUUUUUCCUGUAGUCCACAAUCAUCUCCUUUGUCUUGGUCACGUUGAUGGAGAGGUUGUUGUCCUGGCACCACAUGGCCAGGUCUCUGACCUCCUCCCUAUAGGCUGUCUCAUCGUUGUCGGUGAUCAAGCCUACCACUGUUGUGUCGUCGGCAAACUUAAUGAUGGUGUUGGAGUCGUGCCUGGCCAUGCAGUCAUGGGUGAACAGGGAGUACAGGAGGGGACUGAGCACGCACCCCUGAGGGGCCCCCGUGUUGAGGAUCAGUGUGGCAGAUGUGUUGUUACCUACCCUUACCACCUGGGGGCGGUCCGUCAGGAAGUCCAGGAUCCAGUUGCAGAGGGAGGUGUUUAGUCCCAGGAUCCUUAGCUUAGUGAUGAGCUUAGAGGGCACUAUGGUGUUGAAUGCUGAGCUGUAGUCAAUGAAUAGCAUUCUCACGUAGGUGUUCCUCUUGUCCAGGUGGGAAAGGGCAGUGUGGAGUGCAAUAGAGAUUGCAUCAUCUGUGGCUCUGUUGGGGCGGUAUGCAAAUUGGAGUGGGUCUAGGGUUUCUGGGAUAAUGCUGUUGAUGUGAGCCAUGACCAGCCUUUCAAAGCACUUCAUGGCUACAGACGUCAGUGCUACGGGUCGGUAGUCAUUUAGGGAGGUUAUCUUAGAGUCCUUGGGCACGGGGACUAUGGUGGUCUGCUUGAAACAUGUUGGUAUUACAGACUCAGUCAGGGACAUGUUGAAAAUGUCAGUGAAGACACUUGCCAGUUGGUCAGCACAUGCUCGGAGUACACGUCCUGGUAAUCCGUCUGGCCCUGCGGCCUUGUGAAUGUUGACCUGCUUAAAAGUCUUACUCACAUCGGCUACGGAGAUCGUGAUCACAUAGUCAUCCGGAACAGCUGGUGCUCUCAUGCAUGCUUCAGUGUUGCUUGCCUCGAAGCGAGCAUAGAAGUGGUUUAGCUCGUCUGGUAGGCUUGUGUCACUGGGCAGCUCGCGGCACAAUCCUGAGAGUGUGUAAACUUACAUUUUGUAUUACCAUAUCAUUUUUGUAUGUUCUCUAUAGUUAUGUACUUGAAAAUGUAUCAAUUGACCAAUUCGGCACAUUUGGGCAGACUUGAUACAAAAUAGUCCAGUAUUGCAAUGCUUCACUGGAUCAAUCUGAAACUUUGCACACACACUGCUGCCAUCUAGUGGCAUUUGUUGUUGUUGCCUAAACUGCAAUAUUAUAUUGUGGCCUUUCUCUUGCAUUUCGAAGAUGAUAAAAUUUUUGUUUAUAGAGAACGCAUGUUUUUUUGUUUGUAUUAUCUUUUACCAGAUCUAAUCUGUUAUAUUCUCCUACAUUAAUUUCAAAUUUCCUUUCAAAGUGUUUCCUUUCAAAUGGUAUCAAGAAUAUGCAUAUCCUUGCUUCAGGUCCUGACCUACAGGCAGUUAGAUUUGGGUAUGUCAUUUUAGGCGAAAAUUGGAAAAAAGGGUCAGAUCCUUAAGAGGUUAAUUAAGCACAUUUUUACUCCUGAACUUAUAUAGGCUUGCCAUAACAAAGGGGUUGAAUGCUUAUUGACCCAAUACAUUUGUGACCCACCACCUGGAUUCGGUCCUAUCUAGCAAAAUGUGAAUAACAUUUUUUUUACAUUAGAUAAAAGUAGAGACUCAGAGCUAGAAAUUGGUAUAUCAUACACUGCAGUUGAGGAACAAUGGGAAAGUAAUUCUGCUUUGAAAGUUGAUAAACGUGUAAGCCCACUUUUGAGAAAAUGGCCCUUGAAUGUUUUGGUAUCUACUGGAGAGCUCUUCUUUGUCUACACCCAUUCAACAUUGUUCACACCCUCUUAAGCCUUAGCCCCACCCAUCUCUUUAAGGAUUCACAUGUGAGGCCAUGUGCUAAACAGAGUGACUAGUGUAGUAAACAACCAAAGAUUUCAAGACUAAAAGUAGUAUAUUCUAUUCUGUUCCUGUUCUAUCCCAUUCUAUUCUAUUCUGUUCCUGUUCUAUCCCAUUCUAUUCUAUUCUGUUCCUGUUCUAUCCCAUUCUAUUCUAUUAUGUUCCUGUUCUAUCCCAUUCUAUUCUAUUCUGUUCCUGUUCUAUCCCAUUCUAUUCUAUUCUGUUCCUGUUUUAUCCCAUUAUAUUAUAUUAUGUUCCUGUUCUAUCCCAUUCUAUUCUAUUCUGUUCCUGUUUUAUCCCAUUCUAUUCUAUUCUGUUCCUGUUCUAUUCCAUUAUAUUCUAUUCUGUUCCUGUUUUAUCCCAUUAUAUUAUAUUCUGUUCCUGUUCUAUCCCAUUCUAUUCUAUUCUGUUCCUGUUCUAUCCCAUUCUAUUCUAUUCUGUUCCUGUUUUAUCCCAUUAUAUUCUAUUCUGUUCCUGUUUUAUCCCAUUCUAUUCUAUUCUGUUCCUGUUCUAUUCCAUUAUAUUCUAUUCUGUUCCUGUUCUAUUCCAUUAUAUUCUAUUCUGUUCCUGUUCUAUUCCAUUAUAUUCUAUUCUGUUCCUGUUCUAUUCCAUUAUAUUCUAUUCUGUUCCUGUUUUAUCCCAUUCUAUUCUAUUCUGUUCCUGUUCUAUCCCAUUCUAUUCUAUUCUGUUCCUGUUCUAUCCCAUUCUAUUAUAUUCUGUUCCUGUUCUAUUCCAUUAUAUUCUAUUCUGUUCCUGUUCUAUUCCAUUAUAUUCUAUUCUGUUCCUGUUUUAUCCCAUUCUAUUCUAUUCUGUUCCUGUUCUAUCCCAUUAUAUUAUAUUCUGUUCCUGUUCUAUCCCAUUCUAUUCUAUUGUGUUCCUGUUCUAUUCCAUUAUAUUCUAUUCUGUUCCUGUUCUAUCCCAUUCUAUUCUAUUAUGUUCCUGUUCUAUUCCAUUAUAUUCUAUUCUGUUCCUGUUCUAUCCCAUUCUAUUCUAUUCUGUUCCUGUUCUAUCCCAUUCUAUUCUAUUCUGUUCCUGUUCUAUCCCAUUAUAUUCUAUUCUGUUCCUGUUCUAUCCAAUUCUAUUCUAUUCUGUUCCUGUUUUAUCCCAUUCUAUUCUAUUCUGUUCCUGUUAUAUCCCAUUCUAUUCUGUUCCUGUUCUAUCCCAUUCUAUUCUAUUCUGUUCCUGUUCUAUUCCAUUAUAUUAUAUUCUGUUCCUGUUCUAUUCCAUUAUAUUCUAUUCUUGUUCUAUUCCAUUAUAUUAUAUUCUGUUCCUGUUCUAUCCCAUUCUAUUCUGUUCCUGUUUUAUCCCAUUCUAUUCUAUUCUGUUCCUGUUCUAUCCAAUUCUAUUCUAUUCUGUUCCUGUUUUAUCCCAUUCUAUUCUAUUCUGUUCCUGUUAUAUCCCAUUCUAUUCUGUUCCUGUUCUAUCCCAUUCUAUUCUAUUCUGUUCCUGUUCUAUUCCAUUAUAUUAUAUUCUGUUCCUGUUCUAUUCCAUUAUAUUCUAUUCUUGUUCUAUUCCAUUAUAUUCUAUUCUGUUCCUGUUCUAUUCCAUUAUAUUCUAUUCUGUUCCUGUUUUAUCCCAUUCUAUUAUAUUCUGUUCCUGUUCUAUCCCAUUCUAUUCUAUUCUGUUCCUGUUCUAUCCCAUUCUAUUCUAUUCUGUUCCUGUUCUAUCCCAUUCUAUUCUAUUCUGUUCCUGUUCUAUCCCAUUCUAUUCUAUUCUGUUCCUGUUCUAUCCCAUUCUAUUCUAUUCUGUUCCUGUUCUAUCCCAUUAUAUUCUGUUCCUGUUCUAUCCCAUUCUAUUCUAUUCUGUUCCUGUUUUAUCCCAUUCUAUUCUAUUCUGUUCCUGUUUUAUCCCAUUCUAUUCUAUUCUGUUCCUGUUCUAUCCCAUUCUAUUAUAUUAUGUUCCUGUUCUAUCCCAUUCUAUUCUAUUCUGUUCCUGUUUUAUCCCAUUCUAUUCUAUUAUGUUCCUGUUCUAUCCCAUUCUAUUCUAUUCUGUUCCUGUUCUAUCCCAUUCUAUUCUAUUCUGUUCCUGUUCUAUCCCAUUCUAUUCUAUUCUGUUCCUGUUCUAUCCCAUUCUAUUCUAUUCUGUUCCUGUUCUAUCCCAUUCUAUUCUAUUCUGUUCUUGUUCUAUUCCAUUCUAUUCUAUUCUGUUCCUGUUUUAUCCCAUUCUAUUCUAUUCUGUUCCUGUUUUAUCCCAUUCUAUUCUAUUCUGUUCCUGUUUUAUCCCAUUCUAUUCUAUUCUGUUCCUGUUUUUCCCAUUCUAUUCUAUUCUGUUCCUGUUUUAUCCCAUUCUAUUCUAUUCUGUUCCUGUUCUAUCCCAUUCUAUUCUAUUCUGUUCCUGUUAUAUCCCAUUCUAUUCUAUUCUGUUCCUGUUCUAUCCCAUUCUAUUCUAUUCUGUUCCUGUUCUAUCCCAUUCUAUUCUAUUCUGUUCCUGUUCUAUCCCAUUAUAUUAUAUUCUGUUCCUGUUCUAUCCCAUUCUAUUCUGUUCCUGUUCUAUCCCAUUCUAUUCUAUUCUGUUCCUGUUAUAUCCCAUUCUAUUCUAUUCUGUUCCUGUUUUAUCCCAUUAUAUUAUAUUAUGUUCCUGUUUUAUCCCAUUCUAUUCUAUUGUGUUCCUGUUUUAUCCCAUUAUAUUAUAUUCUGUUCCUGUUCUAUCCCAUUAUAUUCUAUUCUGUUCCUGUUCUAUCCCAUUAUAUUCUAUUCUAUCCCAUUGUGGUCUAAGAGUUGCACAAUAUUUGUUUCUAUCUGUAGUGUGAGGCCCAACAUCUUCCUGGGAACCUGUGAAGGCUCUACUCAGUAUAAGAAGUGGUACUUUGAGAUGAUGGUAGACUACGUUGAGCCCUUCGUGACAGCCACACCCUCUCACCUGCGUGUGGGCUGGGCCCUGACAGAGGGGUACUCACCCUAUCCCGGGGGUGGAGAGGGCUGGGGGGGCAACGGGGUGGGGGAUGACCUCUACUCAUACGGCUUCGAUGGACUGCACCUGUGGUCAGGUACGCUUUACUUCCUAUUGUUAUCAUGUCAAUGUUUUGCCUCGGGUUUAUAAUGUAAACGAUAUUUAGUCUACCUCACGUAUAGCGUAAGACCAGGCUUCCAUUCAGUCACUUGCAACACAUAUUGAAAUGCGUUAGUAGCAUUUUCAUGGCAAAUAUGUAUGGCUUGACAAAGAUAGAAGAGUUGACUGCAGCACGUACAGUAUGGAACCAGACCGCAGCACGUACAGUAUGGAACCAGACCACAGCACGUACAGUAUGGAACCAGACCACAGCACGUACAGUAUGGAACCAGACCACAGCACGUACAGUAUGGAACCAGACCACAGCACAUACAGUAUGGAACCAGACCACAGCACGUACAGUAUGGAACCAGACCACAGCACGUACAGUAUGGAACCAGACCACAGCACAUACAGUAUGGAACCAGACCACAGCACGUACAGUAUGGAACCAGACCGCAGCACGUACAGUAUGGAACCAGACCGCAGCACAUUCAGUAUGGAACCAGACCACAGCACGUACAGUAUGGAACCAGACCACAGCACGUACAGUAUGGAACCAGACCACAGCACGUACAGUAUGGAACCAGACCGCAGCACAUACAGUAUGGACCAGACCACAGCACAUACAGUAUGGAACCAGACCACAGCACGUACAGUAUGGAACCAGACCACAGCACGUACAGUAUGGAACCAGACCACAGUACGUACAGUAUGGAACCAGACCACAGCACGUACAGUAUGGAACCAGACCGCAGCACAUACAGUAUGGACCAGACCACAGCACAUACAGUAUGGAACCAGACCACAGCACAUACAGUAUGGAACCAGACCACAGCACGUACAGUAUGGAACCAGACCACAGCACGUACAGUAUGGAACCAGACCACAGCACAUACAGUAUGGAACCAGACCACAGCACGUACAGUAUGGAACCAGACCACAGCACGUACAGUAUGGAACCAGACCACAGCACAUACAGUAUGGAACCAGACCACAGCACGUACAGUAUGGAACCAGACCGCAGCACGUACAGUAUGGAACCAGACCGCAGCACAUUCAGUAUGGAACCAGACCACAGCACGUACAGUAUGGAACCAGACCACAGCACGUACAGUAUGGAACCAGACCACAGCACGUACAGUAUGGAACCAGACCGCAGCACAUACAGUAUGGACCAGACCACAGCACAUACAGUAUGGAACCAGACCACAGCACGUACAGUAUGGAACCAGACCACAGCACGUACAGUAUGGAACCAGACCACAGUACGUACAGUAUGGAACCAGACCACAGCACGUACAGUAUGGAACCAGACCGCAGCACAUACAGUAUGGACCAGACCACAGCACAUACAGUAUGGAACCAGACCACAGCACAUACAGUAUGGAACCAGACCGCAGCACGUACAGUAUGGAACCAGACCGCAGCACAUUCAGUAUGGAACCAGACCGCAGCACAUACAGUAUGGAACCAGACCGCAGCACAUUCAGUAUGGAACCAGACCGCAGCACGUACAGUAUGGAGCCAGACCACAGCACGUACAGUAUGGAACCAGACCACAGCACGUACAGUAUGGAACCAGACCACAGCACAUACAGUAUGGAACCAGACCACAGCACAUACAGUAUGGAACCAGACCGCAGCACAUACAGUAUGGACCCACAUACAGUAUGGAACCAACUGCAGCACAUACAGUAUGGAACCAGACUGCAGCACAUACAGUAUGGAACCAGACCACAGCACAUACAGUAUGGAACCAGACUGCAGCACAUACAGUAUGGAACCAGACCACAGCACAUACAGUAUGGAACCAGACCACAGCCCAUACAGUAUGGAACCAGACCGCAGCACAUACAGUAUGGAACCAGACCACAGCACAUACAGUAUGGAACCAGACCACAGCACAUACAGUAUGGCACCAUACCACAGCACAUACAGUAUGGAACCAGACCACAGCACAUACAGUAUGGAACCAGACCGCAGCACAUACAGUAUGGAACCAGACCACAGCACAUACAGUAUGGAACCAGACCACAGCACAUACAGUAUGGAACCAGACCACAGCACAUACAGUGUGGAACCAGACCGCAGCACAUACAGUAUGGAACCAGACCGCAGCACAUACAGUAUGGAACCAGACCACAGCACGUACAGUAUGGAACCAGACCGCAGCACAUACAGUAUGGACCAGACCACAGCACAUACAGUAUGGAACCAGACCACAGCACGUACAGUAUGGAACCAGACCACAGCACGUACAGUAUGGAACCAGACCACAGCACGUACAGUAUGGAACCAGACCACAGCAUGUACAGUAUGGAACCAGACCGCAGCACAUACAGUAUGGAACCAGACCACAGCACAUACAGUAUGGAACCAGACCGCAGCACAUACAGUAUGGAACCAGACCACAGCACAUACAGUAUGGAACCAGACCGCAGCACAUACAGUAUGGAACCAGACCGCAGCACAUACAGUAUGGAACCAGACCACAGCACGUACAGUAUGGAACCAGACCGCAGCACAUACAGUAUGGACCAGACCACAGCACAUACAGUAUGGAACCAGACCACAGCACGUACAGUAUGGAACCAGACCACAGCACGUACAGUAUGGAACCAGACCACAGCACGUACAGUAUGGAACCAGACCACAGCAUGUACAGUAUGGAACCAGACCACAGCACGUACAGUAUGGAACCAGACCACAGCACGUACAGUAUGGAACCAGACCGCAGCACAUACAGUAUGGAACCAGACCACAGCACAUAUAGUAUGGAACCAGACUAGUAUUUCAGUUGUCCCCUGACUCCUCCCCUCUCCCCUCCAGGUCACGUCCCCCGCCAGGUGGCGUCGCCCAAUCAGCAUGCCCUGGCAGCUGAUGAUGUCGUGUCGUGCUGUCUGGAUCUGAGCGUGCCCAGUAUCUCGUUCCGUGUCAACGGCCACCCGGUCCAGGGCAUGUUCGAGAACUUCAACGUAGAUGGACUGUUCUUCCCCGUCAUCAGCUUCUCUGCUGGAGUCAAGUAAGAUGGAAUAAUAUAUAUUAUAAUAUAAUAUAUAACAAUAUGGGGGAUAGACUUGAUUGAUUAAUUGAUUGAUAUUUUGCCUACCUAAGGUGAAUGUGCUCGUGGUAAAUAGCUCUGGAUGAGGUGUAAUGUUGACCAGACAGCCAGACAGACAGUUAAUGAUGAGAGUAAAGGGGAGAUGGCCGGGGACCAGGGACUCAGCAGCACCAGGGCUCAAUGCGCUUCUGAUCCUGAGACUUACAGAAAGAGUCUGGUCAGGUCUCGUGUUCAUGCAAAACUCCUGGCCCUAUAAAUGAUCCCACCGUAUAUCCUGUCUCCUGACCCUUAAGAUGACCCCACUGUAUUUCCUGGCCCUUAAAAUCACCCCACUGUAUUUCCUGGCCCUUAAAAUGACCCCACUGUAUUUCCUGGCCCUUAAAAUCACCCCACUGUAUUUCCUGGCCCUUAAAAUGACCCCACUGUUUUUCUUGGCCCUUAAAAUGACCCCACUGUAUUUCCUGUCUCCUGGCCCUUAUAAUGACCCCACUGUUUUACCUGUCUCCUGGCCCUUAAAAUGACCCCACUGUUUUACCUGUCUCCUGGCCCUUAAAAUGACCCUACUGUUUUUCCUGGCCCUUAAAAUAACCCCACUGUAUUUCCUGUCUCCUGGCCCUUAAAAAUGACCCCACUGUUUUACCUGUCUCCUGGCCCUUAAAAUGAUCCCACUGUAUUUCCUGUCUCCUGGCCCUUAAAAUGACCCCACUGUUUUUCCUCGCCCUUAAAAUGACCCCACUGUAUUUCCUGUCUCCUCAGAGCUCGUUUACUGUUGGGUGGUCGCCAUGGAGACUUUAAGUUCCUGCCCCCCCCGGGCUAUGCCCCGUGCUACGAGGCUCUGCUACCCAAGGAAAGGAUGAGGAUCGAACCCAUCAAGGAGUACAAACACGACUUUGACGGAGUCCGAAACUUGCUGGGGCCAACCCAGUCCCUCACACACACCUCCUUUACCCCCAAUCCCGUAGACACUGUUCAGGUAAGACACACACCCUGUCCCUAGCCCGAACCCUGUUCAGGUACCAAAUAAGGCUGUCCAUUUACUCCUCUUCCCUUUGAUCUGCGGACCUCUGACCUUUAACCUUUACCCUGUGUGUGCUCCAGAUCGUGUUGCCGCCCCACCUGGAGAAGAUCAGGGAGAAGCUGGCAGAGAACAUCCAUGAGCUGUGGGCCAUCACCCGCAUCGAGCAGGGCUGGACUUAUGGAAUAGUGAGUCUGCUACCCUUAACGGACAGAAAAUACUGCUACAGCAACGCUUGGAUAGUGGCACUGAUCACCGGGCAGACAUGGAAAAAGGCACCCUAUGGGCCCUGGGGCCCUGGUCAUGUAAUAACCCUGUCUGUCUGUUUCCUCCCUCCUCCAGUUCAGAGACGACAACAAGAAGCUGCAUCCCUGUCUGGUAGACUUCCAGACCCUUCCGGAACCUGAGAGGAACUACAACCUGCAGAUGUCUGGUGAAACACUCAAGUAA